AUGGAUGAAGGGAGAAGAACACCGUUAUUGAAUCUUGGGGUUCAAGUGUCGAUGAGAGUGUUAGUCAUCGGCACUGCAUUGACGUCGAUGGGGCUCAUGAUCACUAACCACGAAGUCGCCUCGGUUUAUGGCAUUUCUUUUGACGCUAAAUACAGUUACUCGGCUGCCUUUAGGUAUUUGGUGUACGCAAAGAUAGCUAUAUCCGUCACGACAUUGGUUACGCUUGUAUGGGCUUGUUUAGCAGUUCGUAGAGCAGGACUUGUUUUUGUGCUCUUCUUCUUAGAUUUGCUUAUGACGUUGACGGCGAUGUCGGCUUUCUCGGCGUCCAUGACGGAGGGUAUGACCGGAAAGUACGGAAAUACACACGCCGGUUGGCUUCCGAUCUGCGGUUAUGUCCAUCGUUACUGCAAUCGUGUCACUCUCUCACUCGCUAUGUCAUUCGCCUCUUUUGUCCUCUUGUUCAUCCUUUUACUCUUAACUGUCUCCAAGGCCUUCGCUGCUCUUCGUCAUCAUUUCUGA
This is a messenger RNA of Microthlaspi erraticum, 519 nucleotides long. The record is from the annotation of a GenBank genome assembly. NCBI's taxonomy places the organism in Eukaryota, Viridiplantae, Streptophyta, Magnoliopsida, Brassicales, Brassicaceae.